UUUGAUUUAUCGAAACUAUGGGUCAUCGAUCUUGAGGCUGAGAAUGUGAAGCUAAAACAGAUUAUUGAAGAAAAUGCUAAACGCAAAGCCGAGAACGUUAACCUUAAGGUGGAGCUAGAAAAAAAUAAAAAAGAUAUCACCUAUCUUUCAGCUGAAAAUUCUGAGCUUAAAAUCAAAGUAGCAAAAUUAAGCUGUGAUUUCGAGGAAAUAAAAUCAAAGGGAAUAAUCACUAAUUCUCCGAAGCAAUUGUCAAUUUCUGAGAAAAAGAAAAUAAAACCAUCCUACAAAAAUCAAAAUCUGGAAUCAUCUAUAAUAUCGCAAUCUAUCUCUAAUAGUUCUGAGUUAUCUUUGGAUAAUAAUUUAUCAGAUCAAUCUAAUUCAUCAUGUGGUUCUGAGUUCAAAUCGCUUACUAAUCUAUCACCUAAUCAGAGGCACGAAGUGCUUUGCUCCGCAAAAAUUCCUUAUAAUCAAAAAGUAGAACGAGGUUUAAGACUUGAGCUAUCUAUUUGCACCAAAGAUAAUAACAACAAGAUUAGUAAAGUAUUUGAUAUUCAGAUUCCUGAAUUCUCUUUAGAAGCGAUUUUAUCAGGAUCUAGCAGCAUUACGUCACAAAAUAUAGUUGAUCUAUUUAGGAUAGCAAUGAAGAUUCGACAAAAGGAAA
Diversispora eburnea is the source of this 661-nucleotide messenger RNA. NCBI's taxonomy places the organism in Eukaryota, Fungi, Glomeromycota, Glomeromycetes, Diversisporales, Diversisporaceae. The record is from the annotation of a GenBank genome assembly.